GAGGCCUUCUCGAUUCGUCGUUGCAGUUGCUGGUCGGCUUCGCUGCUUCGCAUGAGUGUAGAAUUUUGCUAGUCUGUUCUCGGCUCCUUCGUAGCUGUUCGACUUUGCUCCUUCGCCGACGUUCCCUUCCUGUUGGAUCGGGAGUUAAGACAUUUUGAUCGGAAGCAACGACGGGAGCUCGCUCGCUGUGAAGGUAUCUUUCUCCCUUUCGCGCGCUUCUUCGGCCACAUCCCGUACAUACGCCGAAAGGAAGGAUUUGGUAAAUCUGGGAUUUACAACGAAAUUGAGUAUUUUUCCGUCAACUGCGGCUUCCAUUUACUGUGAGAUUUGAUUUUGCGUUUUUAGCCGUUUGGUGGGAUUUAGCUCAAAUCCGCCUCAAAUUCGGCCUAAAUCCUGCAUCCAAACAGCCUCUAAAGUUUUAUUCUAGAUCUUUGAAAUUUAAACCAGAGAGAUCUGUAAAACUGCGAACUCCUUACGUCCCUGGUUUCGAUAUACCGAUUGAUACGAAGACGAGCAAGUCGUGAUGCUCCGAUUGAGGGCAUUCCGGCCGUCUGGCGACAAGAUCGUUAAGAUUCAGGUCCACCCUACCCAUCCUUGGCUCGUGACUGCGGAUGACUCUGAUCACGUUUCCGUAUGGAAUUGGGAGCAUAGGCAGGUGAUUUAUGAGCUGAAAGCUGGCGGGGUGGAUGAAAGGCGUUUGGUUGGCGUGAAACUGGAGAAGCUCGCUGAGGGAGAGUCCGAGCCUAGAGGAAAACCCACAGAAGCUAUUCGGGGAGGGAGUGUAAAGCAGGUGAGCUUUUACGAUGAUGAUGUGAGAUUUUGGCAACAUUGGAGAAAUCGAUCUGCUGUUGUUGAGGGUCCAUCUGCAAUUAGUCAAAACUCCCCUGCUUUUAAUUCUCCCACCCCAAGCACUCGAGGAAGGCAUUUUCUUGUCAUAUGUUGUGAAAAUAAAGCUAUAUUUUUGGAUUUGGUGACCAUGCGUGGGCGGGAUGUUCCAAAGCAAGAACUUGACAACAAAUCUCUUCUUUGCAUGGAAUUUCUCUCCAGAUCUGCUGCAGGUGAUAUCCCGCUUGUUGCCUUUGGAGCAUCUGAUGGUGUAAUUAGAGUUCUUUCAAUGAUAACAUGGAAGCUUGUUCGGAGGUAUACGGGUGGUCAUAAAGGAUCAAUAUCAUGUCUGAUGACAUUUAUGGCAUCUUCUGGAGAGGCACUCUUGGUUUCUGGGGCCAGUGAUGGUUUACUUAUAAUAUGGAGCGCAGAUCAUAUUCAUGAUUCACGUGAACUUGUGCCAAAACUCAGCUUAAAGGCACAUGAUGGUGGAGUUGGGGCUGUUGAACUUUCAAGGGUAAUGGGAAGUGGACCACAGCUCAUAACAAUAGGUGCAGAUAAAACCUUGGCAAUUUGGGAUACUAUCUCAUUUAAGGAACUGAGAAGGAUAAAACCUGUUCCAAAACUUGCUUGCCAUAGUGUUGCUUCUUGGUGCCACCCUCGGGCACCAAACCUAGAUAUCCUUACAUGUGUCAAGGAUUCUCACAUUUGGGCUAUUGAACAUCCAACAUAUUCAGCUUUGACUAGGCCACUAUGUGAAUUAUCGUCGCUUAUUCCUCCUCAAGUGCUCACAACAACUAAGAAACUCAGGGUUUAUUGCAUGGUUGCUCAUCCAUUGCAACCACACCUUGUUGCAACUGGAACCAAUAUUGGAGUUAUUCUUUGUGAGCUUGAUGCAAGAUCUCUUCCAGCUGUUGCUCCUCUACCAUCACCUUCAGGAAGUAGAGAACACUCUGCAGUAUAUAUAGUUGAAAGAGAGCUCAAAUUACUUAAUUUUCAGCUUUCCAACACCGCCAAUCCCUCCCUUGGAAGUACAGGCUCCAUAUCUGAAACAGGGAGAUCUAGGGUAGAGUCAACUGAGCCACUUGUUGUUAAGCAGACCAGGAAGCAUAUCAGCACACCUGCACCUCAUGAUUCAUACUCAAUUCUGUCUGUAAGCAGUUCUGGAAAGUAUGUCUCAAUUGUUUGGCCUGAUAUUCCUUCAUUUGCAGUUUACAAGGCUAGUGAUUGGUCCGUGGUUGAUUCAGGGACUGGGAGGCUGUUUGCUUGGGAUAAUUGUCGUGAUAGAUAUGCUCUACUGGAAACUGCUUUGGCUCCAAGAAUGCCGGUCAUACUUAAGGGAGGCUCGUCCAAGAAGGCAAAGGAGGCUCAAGCUGCUGCAGCUGCCGCAGCGGCCGCAGCUGCUAGUGCAGCUUCCUCUGCAACAGUUCAAGUCCGAAUAAUACUGGAUGAUGGUACUUCUCAUGUUUUGACAAGGUCCAUAGAUGGUCGCAAUGAGCCAGUUAUUGGAUUGCAUGGUGGUGCACUGCUUGGAGUUGCUUACCGAACAUCAAGACGAAUUACCCCUUUAGCUGCAGCUGCAAUUUCCACCCAAUCGAUGCCAUUAUCGGGCUUUGGCAGUUCUUCUUUCGCUACAACUGAUGAUUUGAAGCAGGUAGGUGCUGAAGCAGCACCUCAGAAUUUCCAGUUAUACAGCUGGGAAACUUUUCAAUCUGUGAGUGGUCUACUUUCACAACCAGAAUGGUCAGCAUGGGAUCAAACAGUUGAGUAUUGUGCUUUUGCAUACCAGCAAUACAUUGUCAUAUCUUCUUUGCGUCCUCAGUAUAGGUAUCUUGGAGAUGUUGCAAUUCCAGCUGCCACUGGUGCUGUCUGGCAUCGCAGGCAGCUGUUUGUUGCUACUCCAACAACCAUUGAGUGCGUGUUUGUUGAUGCUGGCAUCGCACCAAUUGAUCUUGAAACUAGAAGGAGAAAAGAAGAAAUGAAAGCCAAAGAAGCCCAAAGUAGAGCAUUGGGUGAGCAUGGUGAGUUGGCACUCAUAACAGUUGAAAGCUCAGAAGUUGCUAUUAAUGAAAGGGUUUCAUUGAGGCCUCCAAUGCUUCAGGUUGUUCGGCUGGCAUCCUUUCAACAUGCUCCCUCAAUACCUCCUUUCAUUACAUUGCCCAAGCAGUCCAAAAUAGAUGGAGAGGAUGCUGUUAAUCAAAAAGAGACAGAAGAAAGAAAAGCAAGUGAGGUUGCCGUAGCAGGUGGUGGUGUAUCUGUGGCUGUAACUCGUUUCCCUCAUGAGCAGAAACGCCCUGUUGGACCUCUUGUUAUUGUAGGUGUAAGAGAUGGAGUCCUUUGGCUUAUUGACAGGUAUAUGUGUGCUCAUGCGUUGGCCCUUAGCCAUCCUGGUAUCCGUUGUCGCUGUCUUGCGGCCUAUGGAGAUGCCGUCAGUGCAGUGAAGUGGGCAAGCCGGCUUGGUCGGGAGCAUCAUGAUGACUUGGCUCAAUUCAUGCUUGGAAUGGGCUAUGCAACUGAAGCUCUUCAUUUACCAGGGAUAUCUAAAAGGUUAGAGUUUGACUUGGCUAUGCAAAGUAAUGACUUAAAAAGAGCAUUGCAAUGUUUAUUAACAAUGAGCAAUAGUAGAGAUGUCGGGCAAGAAAAUGCCACCACAGAUAUAACGGAGAUUCUGAAUCUGACAGCUGCUAAGCAGGAAAACCUUGUGGAUGCUGUUCAAGGAAUUGUUAAGUUUGCAAAGGAAUUCAUGGAUCUCAUCGAUGCUGCAGAUGCUACCGGACAAUCAGAUGUUGCCCGUGAAGCUCUCAAGAGAUUAGCUGCUGCAGGAUCUGUCAAGGGUGCUUUGCAUGGGCAAGUAUUAAGGGGCGUGGCACUGCGGCUUGCAAAUCAUGGAGAGCUGACAAGACUGUCGGGAUUGGUGAAUAAUCUGAUUACAGCUGGCCAUGGGCGUGAAGCAGCAUUUGCUGCUGCAGUUUUAGGAGAUAAUGCACUCAUGGAGAAGGCAUGGCAGGACACCGGUAUGCUUGCAGAGGCAGUCCUUCAUGCACAUGCCCACGGUCGUCCGACACUGAGGAGCCUAGUCCAGUCAUGGAAUGAAAUGCUGCAGAAGGAACUUGAACACAAACGCACCGUCAAAACCGAUGCAGCUGCUGCAUUCUUGGCUUCUCUGGAAGACCCUAAGCUGACUACUCUAGGAGAAGCCCCAAAGAAGCCUCCCAUUGAAAUCCUUCCUCCAGGCAUGGCAUCCUUAUCAGCUCCUCCCCUUACUAUUAAAAAACCUGGCUCUGGCCCCCCUCCACUAAGCCUGAACCAGUCUCAGCCAACUAAGCCAUUGUUGCUCGAAGCACCAUCAACAACAACUCCAACUCCAUCUGUAGCGCCCGGAGAACAGCAAUCCAACUCAGUGUCAACUUCUGACACUCCAAGCAGUUCAGCUGCUCCGAAGGAUGGUACAGAGGCACCACCUCAUGAAAUACCAGAGACUCCGACAGAACUGAGAGAGGGCUCGCAGAUUCCUAAACAGGCAGAUUCUUCAGUGACUCCAGCAGGCACAGAGGUUCCUCAGACCCUCAAAGAUGUUACAGAGACUUCACAUACUCUUAAAGCAGGUAUAGAUACUCCACAACCAACAGCAGAAGCUCCCGUGUCGUUUCCAUCAUCCACUGAGCCAGCUGCAUUAUAGAGAACCUUGUGUAUGUAUACGAUCCUAGUUUUUUUAUGACGUCCAUUCUACUUUUUUUUUGUUUUUCUACGUUUGUGCUGUAAAUUCUUAUUCUUGAAUGCGGUUGCAUUCAAUUUAUGGGAGAGAGGAAUACUUUUCUGAGAGUCUUCAAUGCAACUGCCUUGUAAUAUUUUGUAGGAAACUAUAUUUGUUGUUUUCUACUUAUUGGGCUUCUCAAGGGGUGCA
Molecule: messenger RNA, 4729 nt
Organism: Dendrobium catenatum
Lineage: Eukaryota; Viridiplantae; Streptophyta; Magnoliopsida; Asparagales; Orchidaceae
Exons: 21
Coding region: 524-4504 (1326 amino acids)
Molecular function (GO): protein binding
Source: RefSeq, a predicted model, not a curated record